Molecule: messenger RNA, 2467 nt
Organism: Ceutorhynchus assimilis (cabbage seed weevil)
Lineage: Eukaryota; Metazoa; Arthropoda; Insecta; Coleoptera; Curculionidae
Source: the annotation of a GenBank genome assembly
UUAAUUGGCAACUAGAAAAUAUAAAUAUGGCGGACGGGACGAUUGAACGGUAAAAUAGUGUCGUGAGUUUUUUCUUCAAAUUUUUCCAAGUGAAAAUCUUCCAGAUUGACGAAAUAAUCCAAAAUGAACUUCGCCCCAUUUGGUGUGCCCCUUUCGGCCGCCCUACCGGUAGCGACCCAAUUCACCGCUGGAAAAAUCACCCAAAGCGUCACGACGCCCAACGGACAAGUAGUAGGCGUCCUUCAAGGUGGUGAAAAUGGUGUCCACUAUAUCCGGCCGCUGGACGCUAGCGCUUUCGCGCACCACCAGCAACCGGGCAGUCCUCAAAACAACCAGACCGUUAUUACUUUGCCUAUUACCAUGCCCGGGGCGAAACCGGGCGAUCCGCAGCAAACCGUCCAAAUCCAGGUGGUCAACCAGGCGCAGGACGGAAAUAAGUUUUUGUCGCAAAUCCCUAUUCAGACUUUUGGGCAGGGCGCCACUGUGCUCACUGUUGCCUAUAAUGGCAAUCAGGAGGGAUUACAAAUUUUGGACGGUCAAAAUGGUCUAGAAGGCAUGACAGUCGUCGCAGCGCUACAGCCUCAGGAUAUCCAGCUGUUGCAGGCUCAGAUUGAUCAGCAGCAGCAACAACAACAGCCCCAACAGCAACAGGAAGACAAGGAUGACGAUAAGAUCGAACAUCCAAUGCCAGUGGCUCUUAUCAAACAAGAAAUGUGCAAGGACUCAGACAUGUCUCAGCAACCCGAAACCGAAACUAUUCACGUGCCCACUCAAUAUUUGCAAAAUAUGACCAGCCUGCAAGAGUAUCUACAAAAGGUGCAAGCCGCCCAACCUUUGCCCCUCACCUCGCUCCACCAAUUCCUCAAAUUUAACGGCGCCCCCGAAAUCAAACGAGAACUGAUCACUGAAGAUGGCGUCAUCGAAACUGUGAGCAUUGCCGCAAACUCGGACGAACAUUUCAAUUUGCAGGAGCACUUAAUGAUGAACAGCAUCUCCACCGAAAUGCCGCAACAGGAGGAGAUCACCGAAGAUCCCAACGACAAGGGCAAGAAGAAGAAGAAAUACAAGAAAAAGCCGCCAAAACCGAAAAAACCAAAACCUGGACAAGUCCAUAUUGCUACGGCGUUAGAUGGUACCACUCUCUUCUGUUGCCCAGAAUGUCACAUGGCCUAUCCAGAAAAAGAGCUGCUGGAGCAGCACUUGGUGGGCCACAAAAUCGAAAGGCGAUUUAUUUGCGACAUUUGCGGAGCGGGCUUGAAGAGGAAAGAGCACUUGGAGCGGCACAAGCUGGGCCACAAUCCCGAACGGCCUUUCGUGUGUUCAGUUUGUAUGAAAGGUUUCAAGCGUAAGGAGCACUUGAAUUUGCACUUCGUGAUACACUCGGGCGAGAAAACCGAAAUUUGCGGCGAGUGUGGCAAAGGGUUUUACAGGAAGGACCACUUGAGGAAGCACACCAGGAGUCACAUCACUAGAAGGGCUAAAGAGCAAGCUGAAAGGGCGCAAGCCAUUUUAAAAGCAGGUGGUACUCCGGAGGAUGUGCAAAACGAUUUGAGUGGAAUUUUGCCUAACGGAGCUACACAUGCACAAGUGACUAUACAAGUUGGAGGAGGGGGUCCGAACAGUCAAAUCCAAAUCCCGGUCCAAAUCCAGGUGCCGCAGCACACGAUCCAACUGAGCAACGACGAAGACGGCGACCAGCCGAGUACCGUGGUACUGCCCGCGGCCAGCGAGUCGCCGUCUCCCGCUUACCCGAUUUGAUUGUAGUAAGACGAAUAAUAAUUUUCCUCCUAUUUACUUGUGCCUGAUAUUUCUACAUAUAAUGAGAGUACCUUUUUUUUUUUUGUAAAUGAGAAUAUUUAUUAUUGACUCUUUUUUUUUAUACAUAUAUACUGAUUAAUUUGAGCAUUGUACCUUGACAGUCUUUGGUAUCUAUGCGCAUAUUUUAAGGCACGUUGAAACUCAGAAAAUAUUAAAUUGUUGUAUAUUUUUAUAUGGUUGGAAUUAGGAUUAGGAUGACAAAACUGUAUAGAGACAGAUUCUUUAUACAAAAAAAAAGUAAUAAUUUAAUUGUGAUAAAUAUUAAAGAGACCCCUUUUUAUGUAUAAUACAUGCGACAAACAUUUUAUUUAUGUCAUAUUUGUACUUAGUGCAGCCUGUACAAUGAUGAUGACGUAAGCAAAAUGGGCGCUUUUAAUAGAUAGAAAUUUUUUUUUUGCCAAGAUUAUGAUACUGUUUUUCUAACCUAGAUAGGUAGGACCGAGGGUUUUGGGUAAUUUUUUAUCGCUAUUUAUUUUUCGAGAGUAUUAUUUUAUGCCUGGUUAAUUCUUAGGCAUUUUACAAGAGAAAGCACACAUUUGAGUAAUUAUUAUUGUAAAAAAAUGUUUGUUAUUAAGUUGACACUAUAGUUGAUAGUUUUCUUUUUUUAUACAAAAACUAAUAUAUGGAUUCCAAUACGAGAAAUAGAUCA